This is a messenger RNA of Hemibagrus wyckioides, 2630 nucleotides long. It is a transcript of the gene bnip3, whose product is annotated as BCL2 interacting protein 3. Gene Ontology annotation, biological process: mitochondrial outer membrane permeabilization; positive regulation of apoptotic process. Bases 178 to 759 code for a protein of 193 amino acids. The transcript has 6 exons. The record is from RefSeq and is a predicted model, not a curated record. Gene Ontology annotation, cellular component: nucleus; mitochondrial outer membrane; mitochondrial envelope. Lineage: Eukaryota; Metazoa; Chordata; Actinopteri; Siluriformes; Bagridae.
AGCAGCGCCGAGUCACAUGAACACACAUGUGCGCUGUCUAUGCGGCAUUAAAGACUAAAACUCAAGCGACUAAUGCGACCAGGCGCACUUUAAACGCUUUCGGUAAUUAGCGGCUCGAAGGAGAUUGUACUGUUUAAGAGGUGUGACUGUGCCCCUUCUGCCAUCAUCAUCAUCAUCAUGUCGACAGAAAAACAAAGUCUUCCCGAGGAGAAUCUGCAAGGCUCUUGGGUGGAGCUGCACUUCAAUAACGGAGGUGGAGGAGCUCCUAAAGCAACAGUGGAGGAUCAGGCUCCCUCUGGAGACAUGGAGAAGAUGCUGCUGGACGCUCAGCACGAGUCCGGCAGGAGCAGCUCCAGAGGGAGUUUACCCUGUGACAGUCCUCCAAGGUCCCAGACUCCUUUGCACUUGAGCAGAGGAUCAGAGGUUCACAGCUCAGGAGAGAAAAACAGCUCACAGUCCGAUGAAGACUUUCUGGAGAGGAGGAAAGAGGUCGACAACCUGAUGAAGAAAAACGCUGACUGGAUAUGGGACUGGUCGAGUCGACCAGAAAACAUCCCACCCAAGGAGUUCUUGUUGAAGCAGCCCAAACGCUCCAGCACCUUGAGUAUCAGGAACACUAGUGUGAUGAAGAAGGGAGGAAUCUUCUCUGCCGAGUUCCUCAAAGUCUUCCUCCCUUCUCUCAUCGUCUCUCACAUCCUAGCUGUGGGGCUCGGCGUGUACAUCGGACGGCGUAUCACUACCUCCUCCAGCACCUUCUGAGGGAAAACCUGCAACCCCGGGCUCCGGCUGCUUCCACGCCACUUCACCAUCUCUGCUGCUUUGUCUUGAAUCGGUGUUUCAGUAGAUCCAAAUAGGUCAGGAACGCUCGAGCCGUUUCCACUAGCGAGCCGUGUGCUCCGCUACACCACCCUCAUCCCAACCCCUUGGUGUAUUCUCCCCUGGCUCGCACUCUGCUUUUUACAAUCCUGCCUGCACUGGGGAGGCCAUUUUAGAUUUGCAGCCAGUGGCUGAGUAGCGUUAUCUGUGCUCCACCUUCAUCUUUUAUAAUUUCUUGUGCAGAUAAAUAGAGAAUCUGUUUAAAAAAGAAAUAUCAGUCAUGUGAAAUGUAGGUGUAAGGAAAAGAGAAAAACAGAUCAAUGUACUGGAGUUGGGAAAUACAUCAUGUGGAGUAUGGUUCUGGCUUAGGACUUGUAAAUACUUUAUGAUGGGGUUGAGCAAAAAGAUCACGCUGUAUAUGUUUUCAGUGAGAUUUUGCUAAAGAAUUGGAACAGCACAGCUUUUGUCUUUCGAUAGAUCAUAUUAAAGGAGGGGAGGAAAUGAAACAAAUGCCAAAAAAAAAUACUAUCAGCAAUCACUUACUCAUUUGAGAUAAAGGGAAUAAGUCUGAGUACAAAUCUGAGUGAAAUUUACACUCUUGGUUCUUUUAUAGUCUGAUUUGAUUUCACACUGCACUGAAUUCAACAAACUAUAAAGCGAUAACUAUGUGAAAACCUAAAUACAGCAAAAGGUAAACUGACUGGAAAUCGGCACAGAGAAAGUCUAUCUAUAGAUUAGAUAAUUCUAUAAUAGCAAAACUGUUUAAUCUUCGUUUCUCUGUAGAAAUUUCUAGAUCACCCCGUUUCUGCAGGGCUACAGCUCUGGUCUUCAGCUCUGUGUAGUGUAUAAAAGAAACAGCUGCCCACAUCACAAAAGUACACUCCACGUUUGAUUCAUUUCUGCAAUCGAGCUACACUAGAGUUUGUGUGGAACACCACAGGAACCACAUCACUCAGACUGCUUGUUUUUGGUCCAUACUCCGAUUCCCUGCUUAUGAUUAUUGUGUAAAGAUGCACCAGGGUUCAAUUCAAACCACAGCAUACCUCAAAGCAUUCAACCCAAGCGGCUCAAGCUGACGGUUAUGAUAAGUGUAUAAUAUUUAUUGAUAUGAUUUUUUUAUUAAUGGUAAAUCAACCCUGUGUAUUAAAAGGUGCCACAUCUAGGAUUUUAGUAAUCAGAGUGGAAAAGGAGAAGAACUGCUCCAACAGCACUCUCGCUAAAGGAGAUGCUUGAAUGGAUCAGACUAGCUUUCAAAACGGCUGUAGCUCUUUCUCUACACACACACAAGACUAGUUAGAUUACAAGUCAGAUUUCAUUCUUUACCAAAUCUUGACACGUGAUUAUGUUACAAGACUUUUUUUUGUUUAAUGCUGUGAUAUUUAACUCAGGUAAGCAUCUUGGCAAGAGAAAACAGACGCCAGAAGAGCCACAACACGUUAGGUGUACCCAAUAAUCUGGUAGCUCAGUGUAGGACAAUUCAUAUUUACCUACAAGCAUGCAUUUCUCCAUUCCGCACGUCGUGUGUGCAGAAGAAACGCGAGCUCAAGCUCGUUUCCUUUUUUGUUUCUGCUUUCUCGGUUUCCUCUUAACUGAAAUGUAGAGAUUUCCAGAUGUGAGCAUUACGAUAAAAAGAUGUAAGGUCACCUUAUAGCUGCUGUGAAGACCUCUCAUUGGAUUAAGGCAAGGAGGAAAAAGGGAACUCGAGGUAAUUUAGUGCAUGUCGUGUAGUGUGUAGAAAUGGUACAUCUAUGUGCUCCCAAGUUCCAUGGUUUUGUAUUUUAAGUGAAAACCAAUAAAUCAAAAUAUCACCACCA